GUCAGCCCAGCGGCUCUGCAGGUCUGGGCCGGUGGUUCGGCUCAGCUCCGGGCCGCCAAUGGCUCCCGCGCUGCCCGGUGCCCCCGCCCCAGACCUGGGCGCCGUCACCGCGGGCCAGGCCGGAGAAGAAGCCCCUCCCCUCCACGGCGGAGCUGCGAGGACACAUCUUACUUUCAUCAGCACUGUUGAAAAAAGAAGAAAAAAUGCCAAUGCUGCCUCCUGAAAUCAAAUUUGAACCUUCUAAUGUCACCAGAAGUUCCCUUGACAGUUGUUUUCUUUUUGAGAGGAGUUGGAGGAAAGCAGUUUUAGAAACACAAAAGAUGAAGAAAGCUCCGAUAAUCAUGUAUUUUCACCUCUUGAUUUCUACACAAAAGCAGGAAGAAUACACCACAGCAUUUGGUCUAGAAGAAUUCAAAGAAUGUGUCAAAAUGCCACAUUUACCAGGAUUGCAAAAUUGCCAAAAAAGUGUAAGUUCCACUCCACUAGAGGUUCAUAAAAGACUCCUGCAUGCUGAUACCGAGAUGCCUCCUGUCAGCCAUUCUACUGAGAACAUGUCGGGUUGCCUACAAGUAUUUUAUUCUCUGCAUAUUGAACAACGCCUUGUGAAAGAACAGUCUUGGCAAAGCAGGUUAAAGAAGACUAAGCCAACAUGUACUGUGGCACCACUUCAGGAGAAAUCAAAAGGACUCUUAAGGCAUUCUAAUUCUCCUUCCAUCAAUUUUGGUUCUGGCUUCAGCGAUCCUCUCACUGGAGCACCAUCUCAGUACUUACAGAGACUUUCUAAAAUGGCCAUUUUGGAGUAUGAUACCAUUCGUCAAGAAACAACCAGAAAAUUUAAAAAGAGCAAGAAACAAGAGCUUUGAGACUGCUGAUUAUCCUUUCGUGUGAUGCUUUCUUCACUGGCUUCUAAGGUAGCUCCAGGGAGUAAUAAGAGAACUGAGAAGAGUACGGUGUCUCCAGGAUUUCUUUGGGUCUGCCUUUCCUUCCGUGCAAAGUCUGUGUACAUUUUAUAUUCCAAGUUCUUCCCAAGAUAACUCGAAGACUGGUGCAGAGGGAGAAGACCCUGAGCUUUCAAUCCCAUCACUUGCAGACAACGCUCCACCUCCAGCCCCUGAGUACCACUCUGGCUUUUUGAAGAACUGGAAGAGAACAUGCUUCACUGGCAGGUGAAGACAGGGAGGGGGCUGGAGCCGGCUUCAGUCUUGUAUUUAUUUUAAAACUGUGUAAAUGUUUAAAAUAUGAUAUGUAAACUUGCUUUCAGGCCACUUUUCAUGGUAGGCGGCCUUGACAGUUAACCAUUAGGUUUCUCUGGGACGGUGGAAACUUGUGUGCUUUUGGAGAGGACAGCAGAAAGCCUGCUCGCUUGAUGGUAUGGGGGGCAAGGCAGGUGGGUUUGCCAUCUGCUCUCAGCUUUGGCAAGAUGGAGGAAUUGAAGGCAGCUGUGACAGCACUCGGGAGAAAUUAAACAGGAGAUACUUUAUUCCCCCAACCUCAGGGCUUUUGUCAUGGCAGCAACUCCCAGACUCGGUGGCUUACAAACAUUGACUUCUCCAUCGUGCUGUGGAAUGGCCACAGCUCUGCACUAGGCUGUGGGCUGACUAUAGGAUGGCUUCUAGCAUCUUCCUGUUCUGGGACUCGGGCUGCAGGAGCAACCCCUACCUGCAACCCGCAGCCCUGUGACAGAGAACAGAAGCACAAGAGGCUGAGCUAAGCCGUGCACUCUCCCUUCAGUCCGCUCCUCGGAAAUGGCGUGCGUCACGCCCACUUGAAUUUUGUUGGACAAAGCAAGUCACAUGGCCAAUCCCAAAGGGUUGUGCUCUCAGGAAGGAGGAAUUGAAUACUUGAGCAUAAUAAUGUCAUCUGCCAGAGUUAGUCAUUCUUUCGCUAAAUACCUACUGAGUACAAGCACUGUGCUGGAACUUGAUCUAUGGAAAUAGAUCUGUUCCCUCCCCUCACGGAGCUUACAAUCCCACUUGGGACACAAAUGAUGAGACCAGAAAUUACAUAAAGGCUGAGCCCAGUCCCAGAUUUCAGGGCCCUCACAAGGAUAGUGGAGGCUGCAGAGAGCAUAGGAUGACUGCCAUAGGAUGAAUUACUCCAGGAUGUUACCAUAGCAAGACCUACACAAUAUUUUUCCCUGGAUGGGGUGGGGAGUGGUGGAGAGAUUCUGUUCUUCAAAACUCUUCUCAGGUCACCAGCCUUCUGAGGCUCUCUAUGGCCUUCUUUGCCGAGAUAGUGUCAGGCCUGGUAGGUUACCUGCCUUGACACCCUUUGUCCCACCUGCCACCUGUAAACCCAGCCCCACCUCGCUUCCCAGUCCGGUCAGGUCCUGAAUCAGCAAGGACUUAAACAGAUCCAGCUCCGUAUUCGGGUGCUGAGGAUCAAGUUACCCUUGGCUGUUUUUCUCUCCAUGACCAGCUGUCCCAAUUUUAAAAACUGGAUUCCUGCCACAUUCCUAAGCUUUUUCUAUAACCUUCCAAACCCUUCCAUACCAUCACACCCAUCCAUACUGCUCUGACCUAACAUCCCAAGAUUCCAACCCAGUGAUUCCCUUCAUACCUGUUAGACCCCCAGGUCCCAGGGUUC
Messenger RNA from Delphinapterus leucas (beluga whale), 2586 nucleotides. The record is from RefSeq and is a predicted model, not a curated record. Lineage: Eukaryota; Metazoa; Chordata; Mammalia; Artiodactyla; Monodontidae.